GACUUGCCUACCUCCUAGUAAGAUUUACCUCGUAAACUCGAAUAAAGCGUCAAGUCCUAUCGCACGGUAUAAUAUAUUUUCUGUGCACGUCAGGCUUUCGAAAUGACGUGUUGCUGACCUGCACUGCUCGUUUCAAGGCUUCCUGUGGGGCUCGGCGCGACUGGCACACGUCUACCUUGGAGUAGCCUGUUCGAACAACGUCCACUCCAAUAUCCACAUCUUUCGCGGCGACAUGGAAGCACAGCAAGUCUUUCGUGUCUUAGCGCCCGGUAUAUCUGGCGAAGGUUUGGGAGCGUGGGAUGAAAAGCCAAAGCCGAAGGGUUCUGCUCAUAAUCUUGCGGCGAUAGUUUCCGCUUUUGUACCGACAUGGUUCACUGCAAUCAUUUUCAUCAUCGCAUUCGUGUUCAUUCGCAACCGAUAUCCCAAGAUCUACUCACCCAGGACGUUCAUUGGGACCAUUCCAGAGAAGGACCGCACGCCUUCAGCCGGCCGAUCCUACUUUUCAUGGUACCGCACACUCCGGGUCGUGCCUGACAAAUUCGUUCUCUACCAUGAACAUUUGGACUCGUACCUAUACCUACGUUUCCUACGUACCCUAAUUUUCCUUUGUAUAGUCGGCUGCUGCAUCACCUGGCCAAUCCUUCUUCCAAUAAAUGCGACUGGAGGCGGAACCUCGUCUCAGCUCGACCGCAUAUCGAUCGGCAAUGUCUCAGACAAGAAGAAGCUGUAUGCUCAUGCUGCAGUUGCGUACAUCUACUUCGGCUUCGUUAUGUUUACCGUAGCAAGGGAGAGGCUCUGGUUGAUAGGGCUACGGCAAGCAUGGAACUUGUCGAAACCGAUGGCGAAGAGGCUGUCCUCUAGGACUGUUCUGUUCCUCUCCGCACCUACCGCCACACUUGAUCCAGAUAAUGCGCAAAGAUUUUUCGGCGAUGAUGCAGUGCGGGUCUGGCCCGCAACUAAAGCCGAGAAAUUGCACUCACUCGUGUCCAGUCGAGAUGCGACAAUCGAGGAGCUGGAAGCCGCCGAGCUCAAGUUGAUACACAACGUCAAGCGGAAGCUGGAGAAGAGUGGAAGUAAAGGAAACAGUGUUUUUUCGAGUUACGACGAUCUCCCGAACCAUAUGAAGAAGUCUCUACGACCAACCCACACACUGAAGACACCGCCCACUGGUAAGAAGGUGGAUAGCAUCGAUCAUUAUCGCGAACAAUUGAAGGACAGGGAAGAAGAGAUCCAAAAAGCACGUGAUUCAAAUGCGAAUGCAGAAAGCCAUGAUGGUGCUGCUGCAGUCUUUGUCGAGUUUAGGACGCAAGCUGCAGCACAAUGCGCAUACCAGCAGAUUGCAUCUGCGGAAAUUUUAGCGCUCAAUCCGAGGUACACCUCUGUUCUACCGGGAGAGAUUAUCUGGAAAAAUUUGACCAUAGCACCCGCCAAAAGAAUCUCCCAACAAGGACUUGCAACAAUUCUUGUGGUUGCAACGAUUGUAUUUUGGUCUAUCCCGAUCUCCUUCGUCGGGGCUUGGUCAAACGUAGAGUAUCUUGCUAAAAAUUACAAAUGGCUCAGCUGGCUCGACAACCUUCCUGAAACUGUCACCAGCCUCUUGGCCGGACUCGUGCCUGCCGCACUGCUCAGUGCCCUUGCUUCGUUCGUUCCAAAUAUUUUCAGAGCCAUUUUCAAAGCGUUUGGUGAACCUACCAAUACUUCCGCUGAACUCAAAGUAAUGAAGUGGUAUUUCGUCUUCCAGGUCCUGCAGGUCUUCUUGAUCAAUACCCUUGCCUCCGGUGCAGCCGCAGUGCUAUCUCAAGCUGCGAGUGAUCCCUCGUCAAUCCCGACGAUACUCGCAGCCAAUCUCCCUAGUGCGGCGAAUUCGUAUCUGACGUACUUUAUUGUGCAAGGUUUGACGAACGCCUCGAACAACAUGUUGAACUACUCCGAUCUUGCAUCAUACAUCUUCUACGACAGAUUCUUUGACAAGACGCCGAGACAGAAGUACCAGAGCUUCACGAAGCUAAAGGGCAUACAGUGGGGCAAAGUAUUUCCAAAAUACGGAAACUUCCUGAUCAUCGCCAUCGCCUACUCUUGUAUAGCCCCGCUAGUUCUUGGCUUUGCCGCCGUAGGCCUCACCUGCUUCUACUUUAGUUACCGAUAUAUGCUACUUUUCACCGUCUCGCCAAAAAUCGAUACGAAGGGUCAUUGCUACACGAUUGCCUUACAACAAAUACUCGGCGGUAUCUACAUUGCCGAGCUCUGCCUGUUGGGUCUCUUCGGUCUACGACAGGCCACAGGUCCAUCUAUCAUGUUAGGUGUACUGUUCCUCGCAACGAUACUCUUCAACGUCAUGACCAACAAUUAUUUCGCGCCUUUAGAGAAGUUUUUGCCCGCUGAUCUGAGCGCGGAAGAGGAUGGCGAGGGGGCACCGUUGCUUAAUGAUAGAGAGGCAGAAGAAGGAGUGGUAACACAUCAUGUCCAGCGAAUUGUCGAUUCUACUCCCAUUCCGCCAAAGUAUCUCUCACCUUUAGCGCGAUUCUUCGAGCCUCAGCGAUAUGCGUCCUACCGCGCAAUGCGGGCAUGGCUUCGCGAAGAUACCGAGUGGGACGAAGACGAUGUUCCGCAAUAUAGCGAGGAGCAGUUGCGAAAAGCAUAUCUUGAUCCUGCGUUUACAAGCCAGACACCGGUGGUAUGGGUGCCGAGAGAUGAAGCCAAGGUCAGCAAGAUAGUCGUCCAGGAUUUAGAGGGGAUGCAAGUUGCAGCAAGUGAUGAGGGUGCUUGGAUUGACAAGGAUGGAAAUGUGAAGUGGGCCACCGACGACUUCAGCAAGGUACCGAUCUUCAAGCCAGCAGUGAGGUGGUGAUGGGAGAAAUAUGGCAGAGGGAACGAUGCGAGCAAUUGGUUCGGACAUGGCACGAAACUAUGAGUGAAACAAAGCAUUGAUUUGUAGUCAUGCUACAUCACUAAGCCGCUAUCUCCUUGUUAAAGAUCUCGCUGACGCCUUGUUUGUUGCUAUGCAUGACAAUCUUUGUCUUACUGAGCGAAGCGCUCACAGGCUUCUUGGCUUGGAAGAUCUCAGAGAGCUCCUCAAGGGUACGACGACGCGUCUCAACGUAGAAGAAGUAAAUAAAAACGAACUCGAAGAUG
Paraphaeosphaeria sporulosa is the source of this 3132-nucleotide messenger RNA. RefSeq names its product DUF221-domain-containing protein. The coding region runs from base 233 to 2848 and encodes 871 amino acids. The transcript is spliced from 6 exons. NCBI's taxonomy places the organism in Eukaryota, Fungi, Ascomycota, Dothideomycetes, Pleosporales, Didymosphaeriaceae. Gene Ontology annotation, molecular function: calcium-activated cation channel activity. Gene Ontology annotation, cellular component: plasma membrane. The record is from RefSeq and is a predicted model, not a curated record.